Messenger RNA from Myotis daubentonii (Daubenton's bat), 2250 nucleotides. RefSeq names its product carbonic anhydrase 14 (gene CA14). NCBI's taxonomy places the organism in Eukaryota, Metazoa, Chordata, Mammalia, Chiroptera, Vespertilionidae. Gene Ontology annotation, molecular function: zinc ion binding; carbonate dehydratase activity. The record is from RefSeq and is a predicted model, not a curated record. Gene Ontology annotation, cellular component: plasma membrane.
UUCUCUCUCUCUCCCUCCCCCUCUCUCUCUAAUCUGGUCCUCCAGUCUCCAAACUCCCAGUACCUUGUGCUCCUUCCGAGGAUACCAUCAUGUUCUUCACGUUCCUGCUACAGGUGAUUUGGAUCCUGGCUGCUUUCGGGGAUGAACACUGGACAUAUGAGGGCCCACAUGGUCAAGACCACUGGCCGGCCUCUUUCCCUGAGUGUGGAGGCAAUGCCCAGUCCCCCAUCAAUAUCGAGAAAAACAGUGUGACUUUUGACUCGGACUUGUACGCUCUGCAGCCCCACGGAUAUGACCAGCCUGGCACCGAGCCUCUGGAGCUGCACAAUAACGGCCACACAGUGCAACUCUCUCUGCCCCCUACCCUGUAUCUGGAGGGACUUCCCCGGAAAUAUGUAGCUGUCCAGCUCCACCUGCACUGGGGUGAGAGAGGAUCCAAGAUGGGGUCGGAGCACCAGAUCAACAGCAAAGCCUCGGCUGCAGAGCUCCACAUCGUGCAUUACGAUUCUGAUUCCUACAACAGCGUGAGUGAGGCUAUGAAGAGCCCUCAGGGCCUGGCUGUCUUGGGCAUCCUCAUUGAGGUGGGUGAGACUGAGAAUCCAGCUUAUGAACACAUUCUGAGUCGCUUGCAUGAAAUCAGGUAUAAAGGUCAGAAGACCUCAGUGCCUCCCUUCAGCGUGAGAGAGCUGCUCCCCCCAGAGCUGGCACAGUUUUUCCGCUACAAUGGCUCGCUCACCACACCCCCCUGCUACCAGAGUGUGGUCUGGACAGUCUUCAGUCAGAAGGUCCAGAUUUCAGCGGGACAGCUGGAAAAGCUUCAGGAGACACUACUCUCUAGAGAGAGGGAGCCCGCUCAGGUCCUGGAACAGACCUACCGAGUCCCACAACCUCUCAAUCAGCGAAAAGUCCUUGCUUCUUUCAACCAAGACGAAUCCCCGUAUACCACAGGUGAAAUGCUGAGCAUAGGAGUGGGAAUCUUGGUUGGCAGCCUCUGCCUUGUGGUGGUUGUUUAUUUCAUCGCUAAGAAAAUCCAGAAGAAGAAGUUGGAAGACGAGAAGAGUGUGGGAUUCACCUCAGCACAAGCCACGGAAUAGACUCCAUCUCGAACAUCAUGGACUCCUAGGUCAUACCUGUCAGGGAGCAUCUAGAAUGGGAGACGGGGACUGGCCAGAAAUACAAACCCCUCCUUCCUCCAGACAGUCAUGGACUGGCUCUCAGUCGAGAAAGAACUUCAGUCUCUCAAAACAUAUAGGAGAUGAGGAGACCCCGACAUUGAUAAUGCAGAGGGCACACUGUGUUUGGUUGUAGGGCAAGUUGGGAAUGUGACCCAAAUUCCCCCACCCCCUCUCCUUUAUGGCUCUUUCUCUAGAUACGGGCAGGAUAUCCCCUCAGGAAAAAGGGUUGCUGUUGUGGGGGUUAUAUUUUUGCUCAAUAUAUUUGAAAAUUAAGGUUUCUGACCCACCUCUGGCUUUACCUUUGGGACUCUUGAGUGUGGGAGAGUUCCUUAAUCCCUCAGGUGGCAGAGGUAGGCAAAGGAUAGGGAAAAAGAAGCAUGUGUGAGUAACUUCUUUUACCCCGAUCCUCGGAGAGACCCUAGAAAAUGCUUAACCCAAAGUUUCCGACAUGUUAAACCACCAGCCCAUAUUUCUACCCUUGCACCAAACCUAGGUCAGGAGGGGAUCGCAGGUGCCAAAUUAGGAAGAGAGUUGCACCAGAGACGUGAGAGGACAGGAAUCUCGACUAAUGUUAUCCCCUUCCUUCAAAGGCACGUUCCCCCACAAUUAUAAAGUCCUUUUUAUUAGUCAAAAUCACAGUCACCUUGAUUAAAAGGAUGGAACACGCCAUCCUCAGCAGAAAAUGAUACAGUUUAUAGAAAACCUCCCCACCCCACCCCCAUACAGUCCCAAUUAAAAACUAGAAAAAAAUCUUCCCUCCUUCCCUACGAUGUCAUGGUAGGCUGGCUCCUCCAGUGGCACUGUAGCUCCAGAGUGGGCCAGCUCGCCACAGCACCCUCCACUUCACCUUGGGGAGAGGAGGGAUGCUGGUGGUCAAGGAGGUUAAAACAUUAGUUCCAGUAAUACCAGUUCCCAAACAUGCAUUUCCUUUCCUAUCCCCCAUGGGACCAUGGAGAAUAGGGGACAGAUAGGAGCCCAGCUAGAAGGAGCAAUUUGAGGAGGUUAGGAGAAGUCCAACAUACCUCCUCCCUUUUCCUUCUCAAAAAAAAAAAAAAAAAAAAAAAGGAAAGAAAAA